Messenger RNA from Amoebophrya sp. A25, 543 nucleotides. The record is from the annotation of a GenBank genome assembly. Lineage: Eukaryota; Dinophyceae; Syndiniales; Amoebophryaceae.
CAACGGCAAAAUUUCUGGGAUAAGAAUCGGCUGGCAAUUUAUGGAGGCCUUGCGCGCAUUGCAGGUGUACGGCACUACUGUCAGCAUUCGUUUUCUUCAGCAAGAGCCGCCACGAACGCAAUUAUGGCCAUGGUAUGUGUUUUAAACUAUUAAGUAGUCCGUGGUAGCUAGAUGAAGUUGAAGCUUCUGGAUCAUGUGACUCUACAGGGACAAAGCACGCUCCUCAUAUGAAGGAUUGAUCUUUUACAAUAUGCAAAACUUGGUCUUGAAGUUGAACUUAAAUACAAGUCCAGUCGCUUAUUGCUUUCUCUCAUAGGAGGAUCCUCGGCCAGCAUCCCCGUCCCAGUGUUGCUCCAUAUCCUUCAUAGUGAUAGUAUGAGAAACCCAUCGCCAUAUGUUGUAACGCGGGGGUCGUAGUGUACGCGUGACAACUUCUGAGAGGUAAACGAAUGCCCCUGACCUUGACCACGUUGCUUCCUAGGAAUCGUAGGCUUCUAAGAUAAAGCGAGGAGCCGAAGGCGAAGCUGGUUCCUCGUCAGAGUA